Molecule: messenger RNA, 2722 nt
Organism: Aphidius gifuensis
Lineage: Eukaryota; Metazoa; Arthropoda; Insecta; Hymenoptera; Braconidae
Exons: 9
Coding region: 174-2519 (781 amino acids)
Source: RefSeq, a predicted model, not a curated record
AGUUUUUUAUUUUUUAUCACGAAUAAUUAUCGAAAUACGUGUAUAAAAAAAAGCCAUAUAAACAAAUAUUAUUCAAAUAAUUUAUUUAUUUUUGAGCAAGUAUUAUUAUAAAAUAAAAUAAUAAAAAUUGAAUUUUAAAAAAAGUUGUGUUAAAAAAAUAAAAUAAAAAAGUCAUGUAUUUAUAUGGUUUAAAUAUAAUUUUGGUAUUAUUAACAAUAUGCCAAAAUUCAAUUGGUCAAAAUUCGUCAAUUGAAACAAUGAUAUUAAUUGAUAUAAAUGCUGUUCAUGAGUUGGCUGGUGAAAUAAUGAUUGUAGAUCGACUACAUGAUGAUGAUAAUAACGAACUAUAUAAAAAAUUACGAGAAAAUUUUCUAACUUUGUCAGGUCGUUUGGAAAAUAUGGAUCAAGACUUUACUGAAAAGCUAAAAUUUAUGAAAGAAGAAAUGAAUAAAUAUAUUGUAGACAGUGUAGUUGAUAUAAAUGCUUUUGGUGAUUUUAGUGAUGAUGGAAAUGAUGAUGACGAUGAUGAUGAUGAUGAUGACGAUGAUGAUGAUGGUGAUAGCCUUGAGUAUCAUGAUGAUAACAGAAAACAAUUUAAAAGAGCAUCAGAUGAUGAUGAUGAUGAUGAUGAUGAUGAUGAUGAUGAUGAUGAUGAUGACGAUGAUGAUGAUGAUGAUGAUAAUGAUGAUGAUGAUGAUGAAGAUGAUGAUGAAGAUGAUGAUGAUGAAGACGAUGAUAAAGAUAAUGAUGAUGAUGAUGAGUUUAAUUACGAUGAUGAAGAUGAUGAAAAAAGAGAAACAGCAAUUGAUAAAAUGGUAGGAUCGAUUGAAACAAUUCGUGAAAUUUACAAAAAACUUAAAGAACUAUUUAACAAUGAAGAACUUGAUGAAGAUGAAGUUGAAAAAUAUCAAGAAAAAUAUGCGUCUGACGAAAGUGAUGAUACAGCUGAUAAUAAAUUAAUUUUAUUCCAUGAAAUGAUAAUGGAAUCUGAUGAAGAUAUAGUAGCUAUGAUUGAUAGAGCAACUAAUAUUCUUUCAAAAGAUCUUUGUACAUAUUCGGCUCAAGAAGCACUACUACAGAUGUAUUUAGUAAUUGAAUUGGCUGAAAUAUUUGGUUUUAUAACAUCAGUUUAUGGUACUGUACUUCAUAAAAUUGUUGAUUCAGGAUAUGAUGCCAGAACUGCAUCGAUUGGAUUUGGAAGAAAAUUUGCCGUUAGAACUAAUGAUUAUGCUAAAAAAAUUAAUGAAGCUAUGAUUGGAAAAUCACUUUCAUUUCGUAAUUGUGAUCCAGUAGAAGGCGAGGAACAUGUAAGAGAUGAAACAUAUUUAGAAAUGACUGGUCUAUUUCAAAAAAUAUUAUUAAAUGCAUGGCAAUUAAAAGGUCCAUCAACAACUUGUACUCGAUGUGAAGAUGGUUUUAGAACUUUUGUUCAUAAUGAAGCAUGUCAUGCAUCAUAUCUUACAAAUACCCCAUGGGUUGAAGGUGGUAGACCAGCAAAUUUUUCACUAUGUACAACACCAAAAAAUUGUUAUGGUAGAUUAGCUAAUUGUCGUACAAUGUUACGACCAGAAUAUUGCAUGAUGACAUCUGGUCCAAAACGUUAUAAAUGGAUUAAAGAACGAGGAAAAAAUAUAACACUUGGAAAAGAAGAUGAUUGUCAAGAUGGACUUCUUGAUCAUUGGGAAUGGAGAUGGGGUGAUCCAAAAAAAAAGAGAGAUUUAUGCGCAAAUUGUUUAUGUGAUUGUAUAGAUAAUUCACGACUUUCAAAUUCUGUUAAUGUCAUAAGUUUGAUGCCAGUUAAAAGCAAUACUAAUGAAAACAAGGCUAUUGUUGGUGUUAAAUUUGUUGUUAAGGGUAAUACACUUUUUAUGCAAGCUAAAGAAGCUAAAAUGAAACAACAUUAUGCUAUUGAUACUGAAAGUCAAGCAUGGAUUGAUAUACCUGACGACAUAACAGAUAAAUUUAAUGAAUCACGUUACGAAACAAAUGAGGAACUAAAAGAAAAUAAAGAUUAUGUUAUAUGGCGAGAAGACGCAAAUGCAUUUAAUUUAGAUGAUUUGGUUUUACCAAGUGGACGUGUUAUGACUGGUUUUCAAUUCAAAAUGAGUAAUCUAGACGAAAUUCCGAAUAAGAAACGUCUUAAUCUUCUUAUAUAUUCAAUGAAAUAUGAUAGUGAUAAAGGUGAAUUAAAUAAAGAUAGUGAAGAAGAAAUGACAUCUCCUGAUUUACAUGAAGAAGAAUUAGUAUCUGGGAACAAAGUAUCAACUGAAGUUUAUGAAAAAACAAUUGUUGAUUCAACUAAAAAUCAGUUUUCAUUACUGAAAAUUAGUGAAGCAUGUAGUGAUGCAGGACAAACCACUGUACCAUUAUUUGAUGCACAACCAGUUCAAUCAAAAAGUAACACUCCAUUAGUUGGGCUUGGUUUGCAUCAUCGUUCAACUCCAGGAUAUUCUGGAUUUUUUGGUUUAAAUGGAUACACAACUGAUCUUCAUGAAGUCUUCAGGAAAAGUUACGAAUAAUAUAUUCAUUUAUGAAUAUCCAAUAAUAUUUUUUUCUUUUUAUUUUUAUUUUUUUUUUCGUUCUAUUAUAUGUUAUAUAAAAGCAUUGAAAAAAAAAGUAUAUUAAUUUAUCAAAGUAUAUUGCACACUUUUAUUGUGAAUAAAGAAAAAUAAUAAUCAUUAAUAAUUUGUUUGUUUAUUCUAUUUUUUUUUUUUUUCUUUUU